CAAAUAACAACAGUCUGGGAACUAAAAAUAAAACCGGGAACCGACGGCCCAAACAGAGCCCAAUAACCAAUGAAAUUACUUUGGUAAUUCAGCAAAACCCCACUGAAAACCUCCAUCUUUCUCCUUCUUUUUACCCCACUGGUUUUUCCGAUGGAUUUCCAGGUGGUGGUUCUAGCCGGCGGCACUUCGAAGAAUCUCGUUCCUCUCGUCUCCAAAGAGGUGCCCAAAGCACUGCUUCCGGUGGCGAGCCGUCCCGUUAUCUCUUACGUUUUGGAGCAUCUGGAGCAAAACAACCUCAAGGAUCUGAUUUUUGUGGUAGAGGGCAAAGAUGCGGCACUCCAUGUUGGUGGUUGGAUAUCUGGGGCUUAUGUUGAUCGUCUACAUGUUGAGGUUGCUGCAGUCCCUGAGGAUGUGGGAACUGCUGGUGCAAUUAGGGCCAUUGCACACCACCUGACUGCUGAAGACAUAUUGGUUGUAAGUGGUGAUCUUGUUUCUGAUGUUCCUCCUGGUGCAGUUGUGGCUUCUCAUAGACGUCAUGGUGCAGCGGUGACUGCAGUGUUUUGCUCUGCUCCUGUCAGUGGAGCUUUGGAGUCAGGAUCUGGUGGUGGAAAGGAUAAAAUCAAGAAACCUGGACGAUAUGACAUCAUUGGCCGAGACACUACUAAACAAUUUUUGUUAUGCAUUGCAACAGGUUAGAUAUCAAAGUUUUUUCUAUUUUUUGGCAUGUUAUAUGACCUGACAUUGCAACAUGCAA
Molecule: messenger RNA, 754 nt
Organism: Rubroshorea leprosula
Lineage: Eukaryota; Viridiplantae; Streptophyta; Magnoliopsida; Malvales; Dipterocarpaceae
Source: the annotation of a GenBank genome assembly